AUCCUCAACACUGCCAUCCUGACGGGCAGGAUGGUGGCAGUGCCAGUCAAGGUGGUGGCCGUGCAGGAGGACGGCUCCGUGGUCGAUGUCUCGGACUCCACCGAGUGCAGAUCCGCUGACGAGGACGUUGUGAAGGUUUCUGACAGCUGCGACUCCAUCUUCGUUAAUGGCAAGGAAAUGAAAAGCAAAGUGGAUACUAUUGUUAACUUCACUUAUCAGCAUUUCACCACCCAGCUGGAAGUGACGGUCUGGGUUCCACGGCUGCCGCUGCAGAUUGAGAUCUCUGACACCGAGCUCAGCCAGAUCAAAGGCUGGAGGAUUCCUGUCACCUCCAACAAAAGGCCCACCCGUGACAGCGAGGAUGAGGAGGACGACGAGAAGAAAGGCAAAGGCUGCACYCUGCAGUACCAGCACGCCCUGGUGCGGGUCCUCACCCAGUUCGUGGCCGAAUCCGCCGAGCCCGGGGGCCACCUGAGCUUCCUGCUGGGCUCYGAGUGGCAAUUUGACAUCACUGCCUUGGUGGCCGAUUUCAUGAAGGUGGARGAGCCCAGGAUUGCCCGGCUGCAGGAGGGCAGAGUGCUGGCAGGGCGUGAGCAGGGCAUCACCACCGUGCAGGUGCUGUCCCCUCUCUCGGAUUCCAUCCUGGCAGAGAAGACAGUGAUAGUUCUGGAUGACCGGGUGACCAUCACGGACCUGGGAGUGCAGUUGGUUUCGGGCUUGUCCGUCUCCUUGCAGCUCAGCAAAGGAAAUAAGAGAGCCAUCGUUUCCACMACCUCUGCCAACGACAUCCUGCACACUCCCAAACAGGAAGCCGUGGUUAGUGCCUGGAUUCUGUUCAGUGACGGGUCGGUGACUCCAUUAGACAUCUACGACUCCAAGGACUUCUCCAUCUCCAUCACGUCCCUGGAUGAGAUGGUGGUGUCGUCCCAGCAGACCCUGCAGUCCCUCUGGCCGGUGGUGGUGGCCGAAGGGGACGGGCAGGGACCCCUGAUUAAAAUCGAGAUGGUCAUCAGCGAGCCCUGCCAGAAAACCAAGCGCAAGAGCGUCCUGGCUGUUGGCAAAGGCAACGUCAAAGUSAAGUUUGGUCAAAAGGAUUCCGACCAAAAAGGGAGCUCCAAUGACAUCGAGGACGUGGAGAAGGAUUUUAAAAGCCAUGCGAGCAACGCCAUCGAGAAAGCUGCAGAACAAGACAGGACAGCACAAGACUGGUCCAAAACCCACGAGGACAUGGSCGGUCCUGAGGACAAUGCAAACAAAAGCACAACUUUCAUCUCUCCCGUUGAUCAGGAGUCCCUGGAGGAUGGGCAGCUCCAGAAUAACCCAACUGCCUUCACGGRUUUCCCUACCCAAGUAGAAAUACCGGGAGAGAACAAUCCCAGCGAUCUGUCCUUGACUUCCAGAGGACUGACGGAUCUGGAGAUYGGCAUGUACGCUCUGCUCUGCGUUUUCUGCCUGGCAAUCCUGGUCUUUUUGAUUAACUGCGUGGCAUUUGCUUGGAAGUACAGGCACAAAAGGUUUGCUGUGAGCGAGCAGGGCAACAUCCCCCAUUCCCAUGAYUGGGUCUGGCUUGGAAAUGAGGUGGAACUGCUGGAAAACCCAGUGGACAUUUCGCUCCCGUCGGAGGAGUGCACCACCAUGAUUGACAGAGGGAUGCAGUUUGAAGAAAGCAACUUUCUCCUUAAUGGGAGUUCUCAGAAGACUCUUCAUAAUCAUAUCCUCAGAUCUUCUGAGUACCUUUGUGAAAAAGAAGUUAAAAGUGAACCUAUAAAUCCUUCUGGGCCAAAGCAGAAGCGAGUAAAGUUCACUUCAUAUACAACAAUACUGCCGGAGGAUGGAGGCCCCUACACCAACUCAAUUCUAUUUGACAGUGAUGAUAAUAUUAAAUGGGUAUGCCAAGAUAUGAAUCUUGGUGAUUCCAAGGAACUUAGGGACUAUAUGGAAAGACUGCAAGACAAUAUGUAAAACUUCUUUCUUAUGUUUGUAAUCACCUUUAUGCCUUCUGUUUACGGAUGGUGGAGCAGUCAGUCCAGUCAGCAAUAGGAAACAAGACAGUCCAAGCCUGGAGUCACUGAGAUGAUAACCUGCUAUCAGAGAGCAGGUACAGGAGGCUGGCUGAGUAAAUCCUGUUUCACCACAAACCAGGAUGUGCCCCUAAACAGCUCAGUGGGUGUUGGAGGUGUCGCACGCCGUGGCUGGUUUUGUGUACUGCCUGGUACUAGCGAAAUGCUGAUCCAACUGCGCUCAGACUCAGAGGAGACUUCAUUUGUUUGUCAUCUCUCAUGGGAAAUGGUAAAGCGGAAAAGAAAGGGAUGUUUGUUUGCAUUGAUUUUUUUUCUAGUCGUCGUCCUUUGUAAAGCACAGUGGACAUUUCUUGCUUACAGCCCGAGAGGAGAAAGGGAUCGGAACGAAUCUCCUUUUAUUGCCUUUGUGCAAUGCAGCCAAGUAGUCUUAUUAUUUUUUACAGAUAUAAAAAAMCCCACGUGGUUAAUUUCCUCUGAUAUUGUUUGUGAAUUUUAUUUGACUUAGGGAACAUUAAAUAUUUUCUUUGAAGGGGUUUGGAUUUUUUUUUUUUUUUUUGGUUGUACCGAAGUGUAGUACGGUAAUAUUUAUAAUGAUUUGAGUUUUCUAUUCAUCUGCUGAGCCCCCAGAGAURCCUCCUUCAUCACUGAUUAUCUUUCUCCUUUCCAUAUGGGUAUUUGGGUCGUUAGCAUUUGAAACAUAGAAAGGAAUUAGCACUCUUACUGGGAGAGGGUUGUGUCUUCUUACAGGGAACUGUAAAUAUAAUAAUAAACCCUGGAAAAUAAAAAUCAAGGMGUAGCCCUGGGUUCACUUUUGUCAUUGCUGAAAUGAAAAAAUAACCUGUAAAAAAACCAGCACAUACUUCAAAGGGAAAUGCUUUGCUGAAACAGCAGCUUGGUUGACAACAAAUGUUAUUAUCUGAGUGUGAAAGUCAAACGUGGUGGUAUUGAAAUGCAGAGAACAGGCAGGAAAUUUCCUAGGAAAUAAGAAAAGCUUGGAGUCACUCUGAACCAAUUCAUCCAUUGGUGGUAGAGUUCAGCAGGCCAGAGAAAUUCAUGCUCAGACCUCAUCUGAAACAUCUCUGGCCAUAAAAUCAUCACAGAGAAAACUUCACACCAUGUUUCAUUGGAAAGG
Molecule: messenger RNA, 3153 nt
Organism: Malurus melanocephalus (red-backed fairy wren)
Lineage: Eukaryota; Metazoa; Chordata; Aves; Passeriformes; Maluridae
Product: transmembrane protein 132B-like
Exons: 5
Coding region: 31-1962 (643 amino acids)
Source: RefSeq, a predicted model, not a curated record